Messenger RNA from Monodelphis domestica (gray short-tailed opossum), 9120 nucleotides. NCBI's taxonomy places the organism in Eukaryota, Metazoa, Chordata, Mammalia, Didelphimorphia, Didelphidae. The record is from RefSeq and is a predicted model, not a curated record.
UUCGCAAAGAAUAAGUUUAAUCCAUUCCCAGAGGCUUUAAAUCAGGACAUCCUUCGAGGGGUUGGGGGGGGAUCCCCAAGGGGAUUGGAGGUGCAUCUUCUUGGACCUGAAGUCUCUUAGCCCAGUCGGCCAGUGGCAGUCCCAGAAAACUGUCCUGUUUCUCAGCGGCGACACAAAACUACCGUGUCACUGGCUUCAAUCACUCAGAAAGCUCCUGCUGGUCUAGCUCCCCUAGCACCCCCAGCUCCCCAGCUUCCCCAAAGCCAGGGAGACGAUUUGGAACCUCAGCCCGGGAAGCUCAGGGCAUUCUGGGAGUUGUAGUCCAAGCCUACCGCCGGAGGCGCCUACGAGACCCUUGACUUGGACUACAUUGCCCAGGGAGCCUCGAGGAGUAUAUAAGCCACGCCGGAGCUGGGCUCAAGUGCAGUAACCAUGUGGAUGUGCUGCUGAACCGUUUCCUGAAACUCACUGGGGUGGGAGGAGGAGGAGGAGGUGGAGGUGGCGGAGGAAAGAAGAAGGAGGAGGAGGGGAGGAGGAGAAGGGAGGUGGAGGGAACGAGAGAAAGGCGAAGCAAGGCUAGGCACCCGACGGGACGAGACGAAACCAGACGCUGGAGUGGGUGCGUGUCAGCGUCCAUCCUAACGGGACGGAGCUCCGGCUUCGGGGACAUGGAAUUACAAAGUAGCUGCUAACGCUCUCUUGGCCAGGCUCCCAAAACAAGCAGGCACAGCUCCUGGGGGCGACAAGGCGCCGACCCAGUGGAGCAGGAACUGUACCACCCCAGUUUGGGUGUGCUAUAGAUACUGUGGCUUACCUGUGACAGAAUCCUCAAGAAAAACAUGUCGGACAAGAUGUCUAGUUUCCUGCAUAUUGGAGACAUUUGUUCUCUAUACGCAGAGGGAUCAACAAAUGGAUUUAUCAGCACCUUGGGCCUGGUGGAUGACCGAUGUGUUGUGCAGCCAGAAACAGGCGAUCUGAACAACCCACCCAAGAAAUUCAGAGAUUGCCUCUUUAAGCUAUGUCCUAUGAAUCGAUACUCUGCCCAGAAGCAGUUUUGGAAAGCUGCAAAGCCUGGCGCAAACAGCACGACGGAUGCAGUACUACUUAACAAAUUGCACCAUGCAGCAGAUUUGGAGAAAAAGCAAAAUGAGACAGAAAACAGGAAGCUCUUGGGAACCGUCAUCCAGUAUGGCAAUGUCAUUCAGCUCCUGCAUUUGAAAAGUAACAAAUAUUUAACAGUGAAUAAGAGGCUUCCAGCUCUCCUAGAGAAGAAUGCAAUGCGAGUGACUUUGGAUGAGGCUGGGAAUGAAGGCUCUUGGUUUUAUAUUCAGCCAUUCUACAAGCUACGGUCUAUCGGAGACAGUGUUGUCAUUGGAGACAAAGUGGUUCUGAAUCCUGUCAAUGCUGGCCAGCCUCUUCAUGCUAGCAGUCACCAGCUAGUGGACAACCCAGGCUGCAAUGAGGUCAAUUCUGUCAACUGCAACACCAGCUGGAAAAUCGUCCUUUUCAUGAAAUGGAGCGAUAACAAAGAUGACAUAUUAAAAGGGGGUGAUGUAGUCAGAUUGUUCCAUGCAGAGCAAGAGAAGUUUCUGACCUGUGAUGAGCAUCGAAAGAAGCAGCAUGUCUUCUUGAGGACCACUGGGAGGCAGUCAGCCACUUCUGCAACCAGUUCCAAAGCCCUUUGGGAGGUCGAGGUGGUACAACAUGACCCAUGUCGUGGUGGAGCAGGAUACUGGAAUAGUCUCUUUCGUUUCAAACAUCUUGCUACUGGGCAUUACUUAGCAGCAGAGGUAGACCCUGACUAUGAGGAAGAAUGCCUGGAGUUUCAAUCCUCAAUGGACUCUGAUCAGGACACAUCAAGAAGCAGGUUACGAAAUGCCCAAGAAAAGAUGGCGUACUCCCUAGUCUCUGUGCCAGAAGGAAACGAUAUCUCUUCCAUCUUUGAGCUAGAUCCUACCACCUUGCGAGGAGGUGAUAGCCUUGUUCCAAGAAACUCCUAUGUCAGACUCAGACACCUGUGCACUAAUACCUGGGUUCACAGCACAAAUAUCCCCAUUGACAAGGAAGAAGAAAAACCGGUGAUGCUUAAAAUUGGCACAUCUCCCGUGAAGGAAGACAAGGAAGCUUUUGCCAUAGUUCCGGUGUCUCCUGCUGAAGUUCGAGAUUUGGAUUUUGCCAAUGAUGCGAGCAAGGUUUUAGGAUCCAUUGCUGGCAAGCUGGAAAAAGGGACUAUUACACAGAAUGAAAGAAGAUCGGUGACCAAGCUGCUUGAAGACCUAGUUUACUUUGUCACUGGUGGAACUAAUUCAGGUCAAGACGUUCUUGAAGUAGUGUUCUCCAAACCUAACAGAGAACGCCAGAAACUGAUGAGAGAACAGAAUAUUCUCAAGCAGAUUUUCAAGCUACUGCAGGCCCCAUUUACAGACUGUGGAGAUGGACCAAUGCUGCGUUUGGAGGAGCUAGGGGACCAGCGGCACGCUCCUUUUCGACACAUCUGCCGGCUGUGCUACAGGGUGUUAAGGCAUUCACAACAGGACUACAGAAAGAACCAGGAGUACAUCGCCAAGCAGUUUGGCUUUAUGCAGAAGCAAAUUGGCUAUGAUGUUCUGGCUGAAGAUACGAUUACAGCUCUGCUUCACAACAAUCGGAAACUCCUGGAGAAGCACAUCACUGCGGCUGAGAUUGACACCUUUGUCAGUCUCGUGAGAAAAAAUCGGGAGCCCAGAUUCUUAGAUUACCUCUCUGACCUGUGUGUGUCCAUGAACAAGUCCAUUCCGGUGACCCAAGAACUGAUCUGUAAAGCGGUGCUGAAUCCAGCUAAUGCUGACAUACUGAUUGAGACUAAGUUGGUUCUUUCUCGUUUUGAGUUUGAAGGCGUGUCUACUGGUGAAAAUCCUCUGGAAGCUGGAGAAGAUGAGGAGGAGGUUUGGCUAUUCUGGAGAGACAGCAACAAGGAGAUUCGCAGUAAGAGUGUCCGGGAGCUGGCUCAGGAUGCUAAGGAAGGGCAAAAAGAAGAUCGGGAUGUCCUCAGCUACUAUAGGUAUCAGUUGAACCUGUUUGCUAGGAUGUGUUUGGACAGACAGUAUCUGGCCAUCAACGAAAUAUCCGGCCAACUUGAUGUAGACCUCAUUCUUCGAUGCAUGUCUGAUGAGAACUUGCCCUAUGAUCUGAGAGCAUCAUUCUGCCGACUGAUGCUCCAUAUGCAUGUGGACAGAGACCCUCAGGAACAGGUUACUCCUGUGAAAUAUGCCCGCCUGUGGUCAGAGAUCCCUUCGGAAAUAGCGAUUGAUGACUAUGAUAGCAGUGGAACAUCCAAAGAUGAAAUUAAAGAGAGAUUUGCUCAGACUAUGGAAUUUGUGGAGGAAUAUUUAAGAGAUGUCGUUUGUCAGAGAUUUCCCUUCUCUGAUAAAGAGAAAAAUAAGCUCACAUUCGAGGUUGUAAACUUGGCCAGAAAUCUCAUCUAUUUUGGUUUCUACAACUUCUCUGACCUCUUACGAUUAACCAAGAUCCUGCUGGCUAUCUUAGAUUGUGUACAUGUUACUACUAUAUUCCCUAUUAGCAAAAUGGCAAAAGGAGAAGAGAAUAAAGGCAGUAAUGUGAUGAGGUCCAUCCAUGGAGUUGGAGAGUUGAUGACUCAGGUUGUUCUCAGGGGAGGAGGGUUUUUGCCCAUGACUCCCAUGGCAGCUGCACCUGAAGGAAAUGUGAAACAAACAGAGCCUGAGAAGGAAGAUAUCAUGGUCAUGGACACCAAGUUGAAGAUCAUUGAGAUUCUUCAGUUUAUUUUGAAUGUGAGAUUGGAUUAUAGGAUCUCAUGCCUCCUGUGUAUAUUUAAACGGGAGUUUGAUGAAAGCAAUUCCCAGACUUCAGAGACAUCCUCAGGAAGCAGCAACCAAGAGGGACCAAGUAAUGUACCAGGCGCUCUUGACUUUGAACAUAUUGAGGAGCAAGCUGAGGGAAUCUUUGGAGGAAGUGAAGAGAACACGCCAUUGGACCUGGACGAUCAUGGAGGCAGAACAUUUCUUCGAGUCUUACUCCAUUUGACAAUGCAUGACUAUCCACCUCUUGUGUCUGGGGCACUUCAACUUCUCUUCAGGCACUUCAGUCAGAGGCAAGAAGUCCUUCAAGCAUUCAAACAGGUUCAACUGCUUGUUACCAGCCAAGAUGUUGACAACUACAAGCAGAUCAAACAAGACUUGGACCAAUUGAGGUCAAUAGUGGAAAAGUCAGAACUCUGGGUGUACAAAGGACAAGGACCUGAUGAGACAAUGGAUGGAGCAUCUGGUGAAAAUGAACACAAGAAAACAGAGGAAGGGAAUAACAAGUCUCAAAAGCAUGAAAGUACCAGCAGCUACAACUACAGAGUGGUAAAAGAGAUUUUGAUUAGACUUAGCAAACUGUGUGUCCAAGAGAGUGCCUCUGUCAGGAAGAGCAGAAAGCAGCAGCAGCGGUUACUGAGAAACAUGGGAGCCCAUGCCGUUGUCCUGGAACUCUUGCAGAUCCCCUAUGAAAAGGCUGAAGAUACACGGAUGCAAGAGAUCAUGAAGUUGGCUCAUGAGUUUUUACAGAAUUUCUGUGCUGGUAAUCAGCAGAAUCAGGCACUCCUCCACAAGCACAUAAACCUCUUUCUGAAUCCUGGGAUCCUGGAGGCAGUGACCAUGCAGCAUAUUUUCAUGAAUAACUUCCAGCUUUGCAGUGAGAUCAACGAGAGAGUCGUCCAGCACUUUGUCCAUUGUAUUGAAACACAUGGCAGGAACGUCCAGUACAUCAAAUUCCUGCAAACAAUUGUCAAGGCCGAAGGGAAGUUUAUUAAAAAAUGCCAAGACAUGGUCAUGGCGGAGUUGGUUAAUUCAGGAGAAGAUGUCCUUGUGUUCUACAAUGAUAGAGCCUCCUUCCAGACUCUCAUCCAGAUGAUGAGAUCAGAGCGGGACCGAAUGGAUGAAAAUAGCCCUCUGAUGUACCAUAUCCACUUGGUAGAACUCUUAGCAGUGUGCACAGAGGGUAAAAAUGUCUACACUGAGAUCAAGUGUAACUCCCUCCUUCCUUUAGAUGACAUUGUCCGAGUAGUGACCCAUGAGGACUGCAUCCCUGAGGUUAAAAUUGCAUACAUCAACUUUCUGAACCAUUGCUAUGUGGACACUGAGGUAGAAAUGAAGGAGAUUUAUACCAGUAAUCAUAUGUGGAAGUUAUUUGAGAAUUUUCUUGUUGACAUCUGUAGGGCAUGUAACAACACAAGUGACAGGAAACAUGCCGACAACAUUUUGGAGAAGUACGUGACUGAGAUUGUCAUGAGCAUUGUGACAACCUUCUUCAGCUCCCCCUUCUCUGAUCAAAGCACCACCUUGCAGACUCGUCAGCCAGUCUUUGUACAGCUGCUACAGGGAGUGUUCAGGGUUUAUCACUGCAACUGGCUGAUGCCAAGCCAGAAAGCCUCCGUCGAGAGUUGUAUAAGGGUGCUCUCUGAUGUAGCUAAAAGCCGGGCAAUUGCCAUUCCUGUGGACUUGGACAGCCAGGUUAACAACCUGUUCCUGAAGUCACACAACAUUGUGCAGAAAACUGCCAUGAACUGGCGGCUGUCAGCAAGAAACGCUGCUCGCAGGGACUCUGUCCUCGCCGCUUCCCGUGAUUACAGGAACAUCAUUGAAAGAUUGCAGGAUAUAGUUUCUGCAUUAGAAGACCGUUUACGGCCCCUUGUCCAGGCAGAGUUGUCUGUGCUCGUGGAUGUUCUCCAUCGACCAGAACUGCUUUUCCCAGAGAACACAGACGCCCGAAGAAAAUGUGAAAGCGGAGGCUUUAUCUGCAAGUUAAUAAAACAUACCAAACAGCUGCUAGAAGAAAAUGAAGAAAAACUUUGUAUCAAAGUGUUACAAACCCUCAGGGAAAUGAUGACCAAAGAUAGAGGCUAUGGAGAAAAGCUGAUUACCAUUGAUGAAUCGGAUAAUACUGAGCUGCCGCAACCUCCAGAAACGGAGAACUCGGUAGAGCAGGAGGUUGAUCAAAGUCUACCACUGAGGCAACUGGAAGACCAUAAAAGGGGUGAGGCACUCAGGCAAAUUUUGGUCAACCGUUACUAUGGAAACAUCAGACCUGCAGGAAGAAGAGAGAGCCUUACGAGCUUUGGCAAUGGCCCGCUAUCUCCAGGAGGACCUAGCAAAGCUGGGGGAGGAGGGGGAAGUUCAGCAUCCAGUACCAUGAGCAGAGGUGAAAUGAGUUUGGCAGAUGUUCAGUGCCAUCUGGAUAAAGAAGGGGCAUCCAAUCUCGUCAUUGACCUCAUCAUGAAUGCGUCCAGUGACCGAGUUUUUCAUGAAAGUAUCCUGCUUGCCAUUGCACUCUUGGAAGGUGGAAACACGACUAUACAGCACUCCUUUUUCUGCCGGUUGACAGAGGAUAAAAAGUCAGAAAAAUUCUUUAAGGUUUUCUAUGACCGAAUGAAAGUGGCCCAACAAGAAAUCAAGGCAACAGUCACUGUUAACACAAGUGACUUGGGGAAUAAGAAGAAAGAUGAUGAUCCAGACAGAGAUGCCCCAUCACGUAAAAGAGCAAAAGAGCCCUCAACACAGAUAACAGAAGAGGUUCGAGACCAGUUAUUGGAGGCCUCCACUGCCACAAGGAAAGCUUUCACCACCUACAGAAGAGAAGCGGAUCCUGAUGACCAUUUCCCAUCUGGAGAAGGUGGAACCCCAGCCACACCAGACAAACCCAAAGAUGACUUGGAGAUGAGUGCUGUGAUCACAAUCAUGCAACCCAUUCUCCGCUUCUUACAGCUCCUCUGUGAAAACCAUAACCGAGAUCUUCAGAACUUCCUUCGUUGUCAAAAUAAUAAGACCAACUACAACUUGGUGUGUGAGACGUUGCAAUUUCUAGAUUGCAUUUGCGGAAGCACAACUGGAGGGCUUGGACUUCUUGGUCUGUAUAUAAAUGAGAAGAAUGUCGCACUCAUCAACCAGACACUGGAAAGUCUGACCGAAUACUGUCAGGGACCCUGCCAUGAAAACCAGAACUGCAUAGCUACUCAUGAAUCCAAUGGCAUUGACAUAAUCACAGCUUUAAUCCUAAAUGAUAUCAACCCCUUGGGAAAGAAGAGGAUGGAUCUUGUAUUAGAACUGAAGAACAAUGCAUCAAAAUUGCUUCUGGCAAUCAUGGAAAGCAGGCAUGACAGUGAAAAUGCUGAAAGGAUAUUAUACAACAUGAGACCAAAGGAAUUGGUGGAAGUCAUCAAGAAGGCUUACAUGCAAGGUGAAGUGGAAUUUGAGGAUGGAGAAAAUGGUGAGGAUGUGGCUGCAUCUCCUAGGAAUGUGGGCCACAACAUCUACAUUUUAGCCCAUCAGUUGGCUCGACAUAACAAAGAACUUCAGAACAUGCUGAAACCCGGAGGUCAAGUAGAAGGAGAUGAAGCUCUAGAAUUCUAUGCCAAACACACAGCACAAAUUGAGAUCGUCAGGUUAGAUCGCACAAUGGAGCAAAUAGUUUUCCCUGUGCCCAGCAUAUGUGAAUUUCUUACCAAGGAGUCCAAACUACGGAUCUAUUACACCACCGAACGGGAUGAACAAGGGAGUAAAAUAAAUGACUUUUUCUUGAGAUCCGAAGACCUCUUCAAUGAAAUGAAUUGGCAGAAGAAGCUGAGAGCCCAGCCAGUGUUGUACUGGUGCUCUAGGAACAUGUCCUUCUGGAGCAGCAUUUCAUUUAACCUGGCCGUCCUGAUGAAUCUGCUUGUUGCAUUUUUCUACCCAUUUAAAGGAGUCCGAGGAGGCACCCUUGAGCCACACUUGUCAGGACUGCUGUGGACCGCCAUGCUGAUCUCCUUGGCCAUAGUCAUCGCCCUCCCCAAGCCCCACGGCAUCCGAGCGCUCAUUGCUUCCACUAUCCUCCGGCUCAUCUUUUCGGUUGGCUUGCAGCCCACGUUGUUCCUUCUGGGCGCUUUCAAUGUCUGUAAUAAAAUCAUUUUCCUGAUGAGCUUUGUUGGGAACUGUGGGACCUUCACAAGAGGAUACCGAGCGAUGAUCCUGGAUGUCGAGUUCCUUUAUCAUCUGUUAUAUCUCCUUAUCUGUGCCAUGGGACUCUUUGUUCACGAAUUCUUCUACAGUCUGUUGCUUUUUGACUUGGUGUACAGAGAAGAGACUCUGCUUAAUGUCAUCAAGAGUGUUACUCGCAAUGGACGAUCCAUCAUCCUGACUGCCGUUCUUGCCCUGAUCCUGGUUUACCUGUUCUCCAUUGUGGGCUAUCUGUUCUUCAAAGAUGACUUUAUCUUAGAAGUAGACAGACUGCCCAAUGAAACCUCACUUCCAGAUACCAGUGAAAGUCUGGCGGGAGAGUUCCUGUAUUCUGAUGUGUGUAGGUUGGGGGCUGGGGAAAACUGUUCUUCUCCCAUACACACAGAAGAGCUGACUCCGGCAGAACAAAUCGAAGAAGAUAAAGAACAUACGUGUGAGACAUUACUGAUGUGCAUUGUUACUGUGCUGAGUCACGGGCUGAGAAGUGGGGGUGGAGUAGGAGAUGUGCUCAGGAAGCCAUCCAAAGAGGAACCUCUUUUUGCUGCUCGAGUGAUUUAUGACCUCCUGUUCUUCUUCAUGGUGAUUAUCAUCGUCCUUAACCUGAUUUUUGGAGUCAUCAUCGAUACCUUUGCUGACCUGAGGAGUGAAAAGCAGAAGAAAGAGGAGAUCUUGAAGACCACCUGCUUUAUUUGUGGCUUGGAGAGAGACAAGUUUGAUAACAAGACAGUCACUUUUGAAGAGCACAUUAAAGAGGAACACAACAUGUGGCAUUAUUUGUGCUUCAUAGUCUUGGUCAAGGUGAAGGAUUCUACCGAGUACACAGGGCCAGAAAGCUACGUGGCAGAGAUGAUCAAGGAAAGAAAUUUGGACUGGUUUCCUAGGAUGCGAGCCAUGUCACUGGUCAGUAGUGAUUCUGAAGGAGAGCAAAAUGAGCUGAGGAACCUACAGGAAAAGCUGGAGUCCACCAUGAAGCUCGUUUCCAAUCUCUCUGGUCAGCUCUCAGAAUUAAAGGAUCAGAUGACAGAACAAAGGAAGCAGAAACAGAGAAUUGGCCUUCUAGGACAUCCUCCUCACAUGAACGUCAACCCACAGCAACCAGCAUAAGUCAAUGAAAUAAAGGGGUAGUAUUUAA